GUCCUUAGCUACGAGUCAUUUGUUGCCGUGGAAAGGUGCACUACUUACCUGCGGUUUCGCAGCUAGUUCUACACGAACAGUUGCUGUUUCAGCAGCUCCGGAGCGGAGGUGGAGAACUAAAGAAAGGAUAGCCUACACGCGAAAACACCUGUGCCACUACGGAUUGUUGUCAUGGCUUCGCCGCCAAACAAGGAUUGUAGUGGGCCAGGCAUGGAGGCCGCUGCAGGCUUUGUUCUGGGUGCCGUGGCCGGCUGUGCGCUGGGGGCGGUGGAGGGCCCCAUCAACCAGGUGAUGACGGAGCUGACCGACGGGCCCCACCUCCGGGUCUUGAUGGCCGACGUGAGAGAAGUGGGGCCCCUGGGCGUCGGGACUCUCCUGGGGGCCACGGCCCUCACCACCGCCAUGGCGUCUGCCGUCACCGGGAUCACGCUGGCAGCCUUGGUGGCUCUGGCCGUGCUCAGGACAAAGGGACAGGGACACGAAAGUGAGUCCCCGAAAGUUGGGCCGCUCCUGUGGGUAUCCUGCGGGCUGGCGGCUGCUUUUGGGGCCACCGCAGGCGGAGGGUUACUGGGCACAGUCACAGAGAUGCUGUCCCAGCACUCGGGUGCGGCUGGACUCCUCGGGGGGCUGGUGGUGUUCACGUUGCUGAAACCGCUGCUGCGCGUGGCCCUGCGACUGGGGGCCAAGCAGGACGCCUGCGGGGGCCUCCCAGACGAGGAGUACAGUUGGGGAGGCCGUGAGGAGGAGGAGGAGGAUGAGGAGGAGGAGCAGGAGAGGAGGCACAGGGACGACGUGGUGGAGAUGAUGGAGCAGAGGAUCACGGUGCUGGAGGAGGAAGGCGGCGCGGCGGAGGAGAGGCACCGGGACAGCUGGGAGGCGGAGUGGCGCGAGAGGAGGCAGGCCGAGCAGGAGCAGAGGGAGCGUCGGGAGCUCCGGGAGCUGGAGACAGAGCGGCGGAGCGUCAACGAGCACAUCACCCGCGCCAUGGCCAAGUACGUGGACUUCCUGGCCUUCUCCGGCAUCCCCAUGACGGUGACCGCCAUGGUGACCACGGGCUUCGGGCUGCUGGGCUACGGCGAGUACCGCUUCCUCUUCUUGGUCCUGCUGGGCCUGGUGGUGCUGGCCGCCUUCCUGCUCCUGCGCGCCGCCCAGCUGCGCUUCUGGAUGUUCGCCGGCUGCAUAGGCGUCUUUGCCACCUUCGCCAUCGCCAUCCUGACCGUGCACGCGGGCCAGGAGGUGGCGAGCGCCAACGCCCGGAUGAGAGCGGCAGGCCGCCCCGUGCCGCCCCGCGAGAGCGUCCUGGCCGACAUCAGCGAGAGCUCGUCCCUGGAGGCGGUCGCGGCCGGCUUCUUUGUGGCCAAGAUGUGCCAGGUGGGCAUCGGUGCCACCACGGGGGGCCCGCUGGGACGAAACGUGGACGGUAAGGUGGCUGUGGGGGCCGCGGGGGCCACGGCGGCCAUUUUGGGCUUGGUGCAGGGGCUGGGCGGGGCGCUGGGGGUGGGCGGCAGGGCCGGGGCGUUGCUUGGGGCGGUGGGGGCGGCAGGGGUGUCGCUGGGCUCGGCGGCCGGCAUUGCCGUGGGCUGGUCCACCUGGGCGGGCACCGUUGUCACCACGGUGGGAAUUGUGACCGGGGCGCUGGCCACGGGGAAAUGGGACGUGCCCAACUUGAUCCAGGUGCCUGUGGCAUACAUGUUUGCCAUGAACAGCCCCUUCUGAAGCAUCAGUUUCAGUAUUACCUAUUUAUGUAUUCCCUAUCCGUCACAUGGAAAAUGGACAUUGGAAAAAGGACAUUGUUAUUGUCAGACUGUUACAUGCCGAUAUUAAUCAUCAGAUGAAAAGUCAAAUUACUCCUUGUGAUGAGUACAGAAUACUCCAAGCACUAUGAUGUGUGAGUGUGAAUGUUUUUUUUUUAAUUAUUAUUGCUUUAUAGCCAUUGAGAAAAAAAGUAUUUUUCUUGACAGAUCAUAUGGAAAUCAUGUUAAAUGGAUAGAUUUCUGCGUUGAUAUUUAUAAUAAAGGACUACAAUGAUUUUGAAAUAUGACUAUACAGUAUGAUUUAUUUGUAUGACGUAGUAGGCCCUACAGUAUCUUUGUCUCUGAGUGAUAGGAUGACAAAUGAAGUUGGCUUAAGUCUCUCUCUUAUGAACACAAGAGGGCAGGCUCGUCAUUGUAGUACGCCACAUGUCAGCCUCAGGUGCUCAUCUCACCAAAUAUACUGUAUAUUUAGCAGCACAUCCAACACAAACAGGAUUAAGUUUAAACACUGUUUUGUGUAACUCACUUCUAACUUUGUGUCAGAAACCGUUGUAGCCUAUUUGUGAUAUCUACUGAGUCAAUACGAAAAAUAAACUAUGUCAAUAUA
Engraulis encrasicolus (European anchovy) is the source of this 2361-nucleotide messenger RNA. RefSeq lists its product as uncharacterized. Bases 172 to 1716 code for a protein of 514 amino acids. Lineage: Eukaryota; Metazoa; Chordata; Actinopteri; Clupeiformes; Engraulidae. The record is from RefSeq and is a predicted model, not a curated record. The transcript has 2 exons.